UGUCCCGACUUUCACCGGUCUGGCCCUGAUCAGCGAUCCGAUGAUCGUCUCGGGGCGGACAAGGAGAAGUGGAGCGAGCGAGCGGUGACGUGGGCGAGGCGCAUAUGGGAUAUCUACCCUGGGGGUAGGGUACGUGUUGUUGUGCAGAGGUGCUGGAGACACUCACACGUCGGGGACCUUCUUGUGAUCUGUUGCUUUCCCCCGAACGGUCUUGCGCCCGCCUCGCUGCCUGCCUCUAGUCAUGCUGCUGAAAAAGUGACCUCAUGGCAUAACGCCGGCCCUUUCACAUGUCGUGACUUCAGUUUUGUUUUGGGCGGGGUUCGAUCAUCCCCACGCGGGUGAAGGGCAGACCCUGGCUUGCCCAGGUGUCCCGUGGUGUUUGAGAUACCAUUUCCGCGGGUGAUGUUGAAAAGCGACGGGAUGCUCUUGGUCGCCAAGAGCAGGAGAACGUGAACUCCGCAAUUUUGAGUGGUACCCUAAUUACCAGGGAGGUGGAACAGAAAGAGAGGAGGGGAGGUGGAGGUGUUGAGCGUUUACCACUUUAAAGGUGCCACAUACAUUUCAGUUCAAUGUUGAUACCUUGUUAACUAGGUACCAAAACAUGGAGAUUGGGAACGAAACCACCAGAGGGUGGUUGAUCUCUAUGGGAGGUCACACAACAAAAAUGACCUGCUCCACCUGAUCUGAUCCUGUGAGAAGGACCCAAAGAGCCAUUUCGGCAUCCAGCCAAGAUUGGCCUGGUCUUCGAAACAUACAAAACAGAGACACCCGCUCGUUGUGUCGAAUUCUUGAGCAUCACCCAAACCCCAACGACCCAGCUCGCAUUCACCAUCGUUUGAGACCGCCCAAACUCGUGGCCCAACUUCAUGGAUAUCACCCACCCCCAAACAAAAACACAACACCAACCACAACGGCCCCUCCCGUCGCCCCGGCCGCCGUCAACUCCUACACAAGGACUUUGGCGGGGUCCGCCCACCCCUACAAGACAAGCGCGGGCGAGUCGGCAGACGCCAACCUGGACGACUUCAACAUUGGCCUCGCGGCCAAGGUGCUCGCGUGGCGGGACUACGGCAAGGGCGGUCUUGUGAUUUCUGUUCCUCGGCCGCUAUGUGGGUAUCACUCCAACGCGACGUCCUGGUACAUGCUUAUAAUUUAGUCGCCGAAGGGGUGUUGCAAGACUUCAAUGUUGUGCCUGCAGGGCCAACUGGCUGUUUCAACUUUUCAAUGCUGGGUGUCUUGGAGCACCUAUUAAUAUCACGGGAGGCAGAUCCUUAAACAUGCCCGGGGUGUGCUGCAUUGGCACCCCCGGCGGGGCUGCUCAUGUCUGCAGAGGUGCAAACAAACCGUUGUCUAAUCUUGAUGAUGAAACCCAGGGUGCUAUCUUGAGCUCGGCAGCUCGGGCGCACCAUGGUCAUGGCACCAGCUGACACCAGCUCACAGCAACCCAACCCGCGACCUCCAGCUCGGGAAGCGCGCUUGCGCUGCCCUGCAGGUUGACAGCAGAGCUUGAGAAGCUGUUGAGUCCUUCAACGCUCAAGCUCAACUGGUGCGCCCUCACAGAUCUGCGCCGACAGUGUGUUGCGCAACCGGUGGUUGAAGGUGCCUGCCUGGUAACAUUGAAUGCACCCGUAACCCAUCCGACGAGCCCUCUGCAGCCGUUCGCUCGGAUGCCACAUCUCGUUUGGGGCGAGCAAUUGCGCGAUCCGCCGUCAAGCAGGGCUGCAGGGUCUCAUCGCCACAGAUAACCGCCGAUUGCAGAGUGGCAGUCGCUCAAAAUGCUGCAGCUGUGUCUGUUUUAAUUGUCGCUAUAAGAAAAUCGACAGGCAUUGUAGCGCUGGGGGAGCAGGGCAGAGGACCUAGAUUCUCUGCGGUGGUGUUGUGUUGUUCGGCAGCAGCCGGUGCAAGUUGCCACCCCAGUGCCCAGCUCGGUCUGCAGGCGGCAGGCGACAGUGCACCCUGGGGGCGCUGCGCAGGUGGCGGCAGCUGGCCAGCCCGCCUGUCUGUUGUGCGAGUCGCAUCAAAUUCAGCAAGAGGAUGCGAUGCAUCAACUGUUUCAGCACCUCUCAAGGCUAGCAAGGCCUCCUGGUCUGGACAGUUUUUUUUUCUUUCUUUCUUCUCGCACAUAUGCACCCGCAGCUGAGUGUUGGAGUUGAAGUCCAUGGCGGCAGCUGCAGUUGUGCUCGUAUUGCAUCUUCUACGAGGGGCGCAGUCGUUAUAAGCAUGUGCUAAAUGGGGAGGCCUGGCCGGGCCGCCCUGGGCAGAACUGGCAAGACACUUCUCAAUAGCGCAGGUGGGCUAUGUGACGUGUCUUGGCGGGUGGGCAGCUCGCCUUGUUGGGGACAACCGAGGGUGUCAUGCAGCAGCAGUAGGGCCCCCCCACCAGACCGUUCUGGUGCUUCCACGAUGGCUUCUGGAAGCUCUGGAGCUUGCUUCCCCCAGGGUCGGCCCCUAAAUCGGCCGCCGCCGUCCAGGUCUUUAAGGGUCCGUGUGGGUACCAGAGCGGGCUACAUUCUAGCACAUGUGUAUAGGAUGACAUGUAGCUCACGUCAUUGCCCUGUGGUAGAUGGGCCUAGCCGAUUCGAUUUGUUUUCUUUUUUGUUAUCGGGCUGCGAGGAGGAAGAGGCUGGUGUGACCUGCCAGGUGAGCAGUGAGCCAGGUCAGAAUGAACAGCCACAAAACUGACGGUGAGAAGUGGUGAGCCUCACAGGGCACCUGAACAGGACACGUGAGCCCGGUUGGGUGACGGAUUGGGUGACAGCCAGCAAGUUGGGUGACCUUGGGCUCCAAUACGAAAAAGAAUAAAAUAGAAAUCCGUGACGGGGAAUAGGGGCUUAAAUUGCCGUGCCCGCCAAGGAGAAGGGUGUGUCCCGUCGGUAUAUGCCAGUGGUGCCCCGGAUUACUGAGGUCCGACCGCGGGGGGGACCGUGGGCCUAUGUUUUUCUUGCCUGCCAGCCUGCCAGCCUGCCAGCCUGUCUUUUUUUUCUUUCUCUCUUUUGCCUCGUUGGACGGGAGGGGGGGCCUUGGUAAGAGAGUAAGCUUGAAAACCGGGGAAGGAUGCAGAAGCGUCGGAAACAUACUGUGACGUGACUCGGAUGCGUCAAGGUCUGGUCUGGCGAGGCCGCAUAUCCGGGCUGUUUGGCUGGACCAGAGUGCAGCAGAGACAAGCGACCAGAACCCUGGAGGCAAGAGUCUGGUCUUGUCUGGCCUGCCUGGCGGUGUCUGGCCAGCUGUUUGAAGACGCUUCCAAGGCUUCUCACCAGCUUCUGAUGGUCCGGAACCGAACCCUGGAGGGUCUGAGAUCGAGCCCCCUCUUGGCGCCCAGCCUGCCCCCUUUUGCGGCAGUAUGUACUGUGGCAUGUACCCAUGUACCCAGGUACCCUCGUACCCCAUACAUGGCCAGGGCUGCCACACCUCAGCUGGGCUCACACACACGCAGAAAGGGACCCUGCAGCCCUGGAGGGUGGAUGAGCUCCGGCUGCUACGGUAGCCACCCGUCCUGCCCGCCUGCUUGGCCCUGGCAGCCCUGGCCUCUUGCAUGCUGUCAGGUCGAGACUUUCCCGCUCAGAGGGCCCCCACGUCGAUCAUUAAUUAAUCAUGACCUAGGGCGACGCCACGCGAAAACGUUUUAAGGGUAAGCUCCAGAGCUUGCCUCGCCCGUGCCUGUGCCUGUGCCUGUGCCUGUGCCAGCUGGUUAUCUACCUGUAUACGUGUGUGUUCCCCCUCGGACCUGACUUGACCUGACGUGCCUUGGUGUUUCUCUUUCAUCCAUCACCAUCAUCAUUAUCGUCUUUCAUCAUCAUCACCCGCAAAAAGACUACACAGACAAACAAACAAAGCGACGGCGACGUUUCUGACUGACCAUUGAGCCUCGCCUACUCAGUACUCAGUACUCAGUACUUCUCAACCGCCUCCACCAGUGACGAGCACAUCCCCACUUCCUGCUCGAAUCCCUUACCAACAAACAACCAGCCUACCCUGUGACAUCAACAGCCGACACGACAACAUGUCCAUGAACCGGAUCGCAAGAGCUGGCCUCCGGGCCCAUAAUAAAACCUUGACACAGUCCACCAGCUUCAGCACCAGCAGCAGAGCCGUGGCCCUUGGCUCCUCGGGCGGUGUAUGCUCCACAUCGCCGUCCGCCUCGACAAAUAUAUACCGCCAGAAUGCUGCCCGCAGGACACAGGGCCUGCUGUCCUCCCCCUCCAGCAGCCGGCUGUCCUCCUCCUCCCAGCGCAACACCUUCACCACAUCCACAUCACAAGCCUCAGCAGCAGCAGAAGCCAUGGCCUCGUCCAAGCCCGCCCCCGAGCCGCUCAGGCUGAGCAACAAGAACCUGGCCCAGUUCGCGUCGUACGGCGGCGACGAGGGCCUGCAGGCGUCGGUGAUCCCGACCUACAGCCGCGAGGGCCUCAAGGAGGGCAUCGUGCACAUCGGCGUGGGCGGCUUCCACCGCGCCCACCUGGCCGUGUACAUCGACAACCUGCUGGGCAAGGGCGCCGGCGACGCCCGCGAGUGGGCCAUCUGCGGCGUCGGGCUCAAGCCCUUUGACGCCGGCAUGCGCGACGCCCUCGUGCCCCAGGACGGCCUGUACACCACCAUCGAGCGCUCGGCGGGCGGCAGCCGCGCCCGCGUCAUCGGCAGCAUCAACUCGUUCCUCUACGCCCCCGACGACGUGGCCGCCGUCAUCGACAAGAUGGCCCACCCGGACACCAAGAUCGUCUCCAUGACCAUCACCGAGAGCGGCUACUACUACAACGAGAACACCCACGAGCUGCACUCCGAGGACCCGGACAUCGCCGCCGACGUCGCCGGCGACCUGUCCUCGCCCAGGACCACCUACGGCUUCCUGUACGCGGCGCUCGAGAAGCGCAUGCGCGCCGGGCUCAGGCCCUUCACCGUCCUGUCGUGCGACAACAUGCAGAAGAACGGCACCAUCACCCGCAACAUGCUGCUGUCGUUCGCGCGCCUGCGCGACCCGGCCGUGGCCGACUGGAUCGCCGAGCACGGCGGCUUCCCCAACAGCAUGGUGGACCGCAUCACCCCGCGCACGGCCGAGGCCGACAAGGCGGACCUGGCGGCGCGGUUCGGGAUCCAGGACGCGUGGCCCGUGGUGACGGAGCCCUUCAUGCAGUGGGUGGUCGAGGACACGUUCGCGGGCGGCGAGCGGCCCGCCUUCGACACGGUGGGCGUUCAGGUGGUCAAGAGCGUGCACGAGGUCGAGAAGUUCGAGUGCCACAAGCUGCGGCUGCUCAACGCCUCGCACACGGCCAUGUCGUACAUGGCCUACCUCGCCGGCUUCGAGUACGUGCACAACGUCAUCGAGAACCCGACCUUCAACCGCUUCCUCUACCGCAUGAUGCACGAGGAGGUCGCCCCCUUGCUGCCCGAGAUCGAGGGCGUCGUCAUCGACGACUACAUCCGCCAGCUCAUGCACCGCUUCUCCAACCCCACCAUCAUGGACCAGAUCACGCGCCUCACCCUCAACGGGUCCGGCAAGCUGCCGCAGUUCAUCAUGCCCUCCAUCGCCGAGCAGAUCUGGGACUCGGGCGAGCACAACUUCAAGCGCCUCACCCUCGCCGUGGCCUCGUGGUUCCGCUACCUCGACGGCGUCGACGAGCAGGGGCGGCCCAUCCACGUCGACGACCCCAUGGCCGAGAGGCUGCAGAAGCUCGCGCGCGAGGGCGGCACCGACCCCACCCCCCUGCUGAGCGUCAAGAGCCUGUUUGGUGACGACCUGCGGGGCGACAAGAUGUUUGUCGAGGAGCUGGGCAAGGCGCUCAAGAGCCUGCACGAGGAGGGCGCCAUGGCCACCCUGGAGAAGUACGUCGACUAGGCGGCUCCUUGCCGGCUGGCUUGCUUGGAUUCACCACACCACAUACAUACAUACACACUACACCUGUUCUGGUUGAUCCGGAUGAUGAUCACGCCCGGGUCCGAUUCAUGAUAAGCGGUCUGGCUGUCGGCCCCUUUGAUCCAGCCCAGUCGGCUCGCCCGCCUGGGUGCUGGGAUCACCUUUCGCCACCUGGCACGCUCGUGCUGGUUGUGGUACCCACUUCACCCUGGUUACCCAGCACGCCGCGGGGAUGGCGUGAAUGAUAGGGGCAAAAGGUUUGAGACCUCCCGUUUUUUCAGGGGCAAAACCGACCGACUAUUGAGAGUGGCUGGGCGCCACCUUACGAUGUUGUAAUCACCCAUACACACAAAAAAAGAAGAAGAGGAGAUUAAGACAAGACAAGACAAGACAGACAGACAAACGGGUUAGACGAGACGGAGGAGAAUUGCAUGGCGUUUAGGGUUUGCCAGUUUGCCCAGCUUUGACGUCAUCCUCGCUGCGCUGAUAAGGGUUAGAUAUCUGGGCUUGGAUCGACCGAUUAGAGCUGUUUUGUUGGUUUGGUCUUUUUUGGGGGAUCUGGAUUUUGGUAGCGCCGAUAGAGAAUAGAACGAUACGCAAAAGAAAACACAAUUGCAUUGAA
Diaporthe batatas is the source of this 6473-nucleotide messenger RNA. RefSeq lists its product as uncharacterized. NCBI's taxonomy places the organism in Eukaryota, Fungi, Ascomycota, Sordariomycetes, Diaporthales, Diaporthaceae. The record is from RefSeq and is a predicted model, not a curated record. Gene Ontology annotation, molecular function: mannitol dehydrogenase activity. The transcript has a single exon. The coding region runs from base 4004 to 5833 and encodes 609 amino acids.